UCCCACUGUGACGCGUCGGUUACACCGGAGGAUCCACCGGCUCGGCCCCGGUGGAUCCUAUCAUCACGCAUCACAAGGUCACGGCGGGAGACGGACGGACGGACGGACACCUCGUGCGCGUGCCCGCGAGCCUGGAGCUUACUGAGAAAACCCCACGUGUGAUUUAUAUCAAUAAAGGAUCGCGUGUAUCCGAGGAUCCACUGGAUCAUAAAUACGGAGGUUUCAUGAGGAAAUUACUCGUUUGGUUAAAUCAGGAGGAAAUAAUAUUCAUUCAUAACCGCGAGACGCAACCGGGACUGCGCAUGCGCAACGUUCACACCCUCUCGAGAGUGACGAUGGUGCAGAGCAGAGUGAAGGUGGAGACGUGAACACCUCCCAAAGAUGGAGUCCUCUUACAACGCCGUAGAACUCCGGGUGCUGCGAGGGGAGGGAGGGGCCUCGGCGACCCGAACGGGGGCGCCAGUGGGCCGUGCUGCCCGGGGGUUCGAGAACGCCUCGUACCAGCAGGACGAGGAGCUCGAGCUCCGCCAGCAGGGGGCAACGCGGCCCACUGGUGGGGUGAAGGUAACCCUCGGCAACUGUGAGGUGGAACAGCAGCACCAGGAGCUUUCUUCCCGGUCGUACGAUGAAGAGGAAGGUGGGGGAGGAGGAGGAGGAGGUGGGGGGCGGGAGGACGCACCCGAGCCGUCUGCUGACUGCGGCCUGGUGCUGGCGCUGGUGUUCCUGGUGAGCGGCAUCGUGCUGGUGCUGGUGGCCUACGCCAUCCCCCGGGAGGCGGGGGCGGACCCCGACGCUGUGUCGGCCCGGCAGAUGGAGAAGCUGGAGAUGUACUACGCCCGGCUGGGGUCCCACCUGGACAGGUGCAUCAUCGCGGGCCUGGGCCUGCUGACGCUGGGCGGGAUGUUCCUCUCCGUGCUCCUCAUGGCCUCCCUCUGCCGGGGGGAGGUGCACCGGCACCGGGCGGCCUUCGUCCGGCCCAAGAGGACUUACGGCUCCGUCCACCUGAGCAUGAAGCAGCUGGCGCCUGGAGAGGUGGGGGGAGGUGGAGGAGGAGGAGUAGGAGGGGAGGACGGAGUUGAGGACUUCCUGGUCGAGCAGAGCAGGGACUCCAAAUCAGAACCAGGACCCAGCAGGAAUCCUCCUGCCUCUGCUGCCUCGUCCUCCUCUUCAGGACUCGACUGACUUCCACACUGCCUCCGAAAGGGGGAGGCCACAUGGAGCAGGUCUGCCAGGAGGACCAGACAUGAGCACAAAGACGCCCCCCAGGAGCAGGGGGAGGAGCACGUUGCUGCUCACAGGUGGUGUAUUGGUUGGUUGAUCACAUUUAAAGCACAUGGUGGCUUACGAAGGUCGGAGGUCGCCGUAUUUAUCAGAUUAUAAUAUCCUAAUAUCCUUCAGAGGAAAGUGAUGCUACUGAUUUUUAUUUUAAUAACUAACAGAGAAAACGUUGUUGAAUCAUCUGACGUCCUGAAAGAAAAAACUAAGGGAUUUAAACAUUUAAUGCUUCCAAGUUUGUGAAAGAUUAAAUGUUUAAUGAAAGUAACUUUUUACAUUAAGAAAUACAUUAAUACAAAACAAAUGAAUCCAACAAACUCUCCUUGUUUUUAUUAUCAGUAUCCCUUUCUAACUUCUUCUUAUCCAGCUAGUUGCCAUGCUACACGCUACAUGCUACAUGCUACAUUAUAUGUGGACAGAUUCAAUUUAUGUCUGUAAGGAUUCAAAAUGCCUUAAACUAUGUAAACGCAAAUAUUCUUAUGCUAAUGUAUCAAAGUCUGUAUAGUGAGUCUGUUAGCCAAGGUUAGCGUAGCCACACACACACACACACAGCAGUAGCAUUUACUCAGACUCGAUGAAUGUACACUUAGUUGACGGAGGCGGCGCCAUCACGUAAUAUCACGAUAACGAUCACAUGACUUCGGUGGUUGCCUCGGAAACACUAAUGUAUAAAUAAGUGUCCUCUUUUUUUACUGUUAUAUCUUAAACGAGUUAAUAGGUGUGUAUUAAAUAAUAAAGGGAUAUUAAAGCAGGACUGUAACAUCUUUAGCCUUCAAAAUAAAAGCACGAACAAGAAAGUGAGACAAAGGUUUCAGUUUUAAUGUGGGAAAAUAAACAUUUCCCAUGAAAUAUGACUUUAAGAAACUCACGAGAAUCACGUGAUGCUUUAAAACAUUUAUGAAAAGUAUGAAUCACAGGAUUCAUGUGGAACAAUCUUUCUGUGAAUCUUGUAUCAAUCAAUAAAAGUCAAUGAAAGUAACUUUUAGCACAUACAUGAGGGAGUUUUUCUACGUUGUGUUUACUGUGGGCUGGUGGAAUGAAAUAUGAAUUAAUAUCUAGCUAUUUUGCUAUUUGGUGUAAUGUACAAUAUUCCUGAGAGAAGUGACGUUUCCCUUUAAUCUGAGUGAAAACCAGGGUCUCAAACAUGAAGCAGGUUGUUUUAAUAUCAAUGUCCAGAAAUAGGAAUUUAUUGGUUCAUUUGUCGCUUUAAGGGAUUUAUUUUUGCAAAGUUUGUUUUAUAAUCUAAAAAUGUCCAAAUAGCUCCAUAAACCUCUUCAUCAUAAUUCAUUAUGAAUUAUUAAAACUUGUCUUUAAUGUAAGCCUUGGUUCAAGGGUGAUUUUGUGACUUGAGUUUUAUGACUUGAUUCAAUUUUAAAACAGAACCCUGGUUCCCUUCGCGCUGUAACUUGUGUACAAUGUGUAACUGUGUUGGUUAUAAAUCAUAAUAAAGAGUUCAUUUGUGGUGGUUA
Molecule: messenger RNA, 2744 nt
Organism: Gasterosteus aculeatus aculeatus (three-spined stickleback)
Lineage: Eukaryota; Metazoa; Chordata; Actinopteri; Perciformes; Gasterosteidae
Source: RefSeq, a predicted model, not a curated record